Trichobilharzia szidati is the source of this 2509-nucleotide messenger RNA. NCBI's taxonomy places the organism in Eukaryota, Metazoa, Platyhelminthes, Trematoda, Strigeidida, Schistosomatidae. The record is from the annotation of a GenBank genome assembly.
AUGGUUGAACACUUUAAAUCCCCAGUCAAAAAGUCAGGUUUCAUGAAUCUCUUUAACUAUGGCGGUCUAGUGCCUCGAUUUUUUACGAUUAUAGGAAACAUGAAAUCGGAAAAUGGUUCCACGCUUCCAUUCAAUACCGAUACACUUGUGUCAGUGCUUUCUCAAAAUCUAGAAUUAAAUUUAAAACCUCAUCAAGUUUUACAGCUUAUUAAAAAGUUAUCAAAUAACUUGACUGGUCAACAGAAAACAAAUUUACUUGAACAUCUUCUGGGUUUAACAACUAUUGGACAUUUUGAGAGUUUACGCUUAGCUACACACCUUCAUUCAUCAUGUCAUCGUAUGCCGGAUUGUUGUGAUUUUGUUACCUGGUUACCGGCCGAGUUAACUUUAAGAAUUUUCUCCUACCUAUCAUGGAAAUCUUUAGUCAUUUGUUCAGAAGUGAAUAAAAGUUGGUUGAAAUAUGCACGACAUCCAGAAUUAUAUCGUCAUUUAUGCAUGCAACCCCAAUGGUCAUCACCUAUUCAACAAAAACCGCAAUUAUUUAAUAAAUUAAUGUUAUCCAACGGAUGUAAUUAUCGUGUACAAGAUGAAAAUAUACAAAUCAAACAUUCUUUGGAUGUUAAUUGGUUGAAUGUAUUCAAGAAACGUGUAUGCCUACGACGUAAUUUUCGUUUGGGUAAACAUCGAAUACGCAGGUUCAAUGGACACAGUGGAGCGGUUUAUUGUGUUGACUGUGAUGCCUAUCGUAUUGUUAGUGGAUCAGCUGAUGCUACAAUCCGUGUAUGGAAUAUUCGUACAAAUGCAAAAUGGUCUGUACAAACACUCCGAGGACAUUCAGAUGCUGUACGCUGUGUACAAUUGUUAUCAUUACCUCAUCAUCUAUCGAACAAUAGCAAUAAUGUGAAUAAUACAAAUAAUCACUCACCUCCUGUGCAUUGUAUUCAUGAAUCGAUUGCUUCAAUACCAUGUUCACUUUGCAAAUUGGAUCCAACUGUUAAUUAUCCUAAUUGUUGGGAACCACCAGAAGUUCUUCUUAUAUCUGGUAGUGCAGAUACAACACUGAAACUAUGGCAUCUUUCAUCAACACCUAACUGGUCGCGUAUCGCAUGUACAUGCACACUACAAGGGCACACUGAUACUGUUCGAUGUGUUCAAGCUGACCAUGAGAAAGUGAUUAGCGGUUCAUACGAUUGUACACUACGUUUAUGGAGUAUACAUAGUGGUCAGGUAAAAAGAAUAUUCCGUGGUCAUUCAGCCGGUAUAACUUGUCUAGUGUACAGUGAUAAUCUUCUUUAUUCUGGUUCUUUGGAUAAUACAGUUCGAAUAUGGAAUAUAUCUACUGGUGUAUGUUAUUAUACACUAGCUCGACCAAUCUUUUCAAGUAAUCUACCCGAAGUAUCCAUCUCUUCGUCUGUUUCAUGCUUACACUUGGAUUAUGCACAGAAUAGGCUUGUUGUAGCCUAUCAUGAUGGUGUAGUAUUAACUAAAUAUUUAUCAGUACUUGUUGAAUUGAUGAAACCUUAUCAGCAUGACAACAACAACACCAACAACAAUACUACUACUUCUAGUAGUAAUGGUGAUCAAAGUCAUAGUAUAAGACAAUGGUCACUUUCAUCAGAUACUAUCUAUUUAGAUGAAUAUUUGUAUACAAAUGAUUAUAAAUCAGGUACACUGAUUCGUUGUUUAACUGGUGAUGCAUGGCAUAUUAUAUGCGGUUCUGACGACAAAUCAAUUAAGGUUUGGCAAGUAGGCGAUAAUAAAUUUGUCAAUAGCUUACAAGAACAUGAAGAUGGUGUAACUUGUGCUGUGAUAUCUGGUUCUGUGAUAAUCUCUGGAUCUUAUGAUAAAACUGUAAUCUUAUACGAUUUCGAUGUUAUAUAACAGAAUGGAUUGUUAUACUUUGUUUCGUUUUUAUAGGGUGUUUUUUUCUCUUUCUUCAUUAUUUGUACAUUUUAACUUUAUGGUAUUUUCACAUUUUACCCCCUCUCUCUCAUGGGAUCACUCAACUUGUAUAUUAUUAUUAUUACUACUAUUAUAUUGCUUUCAGGUGUAAUUUCGCUUUGCCUAUUUUCUAAUCAAUAUCUACUAUAUAUUUCAUCAUUUAUUAUUAUUAUUCUUGAUUGUACUUCUAUGUGAUAAAUGCCUGCAGUUUCAUCUAUUUCACUUUCUUUUUGUAUGUACAAUGUUCAUGUUUCUACCCUUUUUAUUUGUCUGGAAGUAUUAGUAGUAUAUCAAGGAUCUUUAACUGUCUGUAUGAUCUUCCAAAACGUUGACUUCUCUUCCAAAGGAAAUUAGGCAAUUAUUAUUAUUAUAAUGUGAUGUGUGUAUGCCUUUAGGAGAUAUUUCAGUUUUUUUUUAAAAACAACCUCAAGUGUCUUUGUUCCCUUAGCUUACCUAUAGGUGUUUACUCAAGUCAUCGCAUUUCAUUGAUAGUUAUUACUUGUUUCAGUUGGAUUAAAAAAGACCUCUUCUCGGGUAAAUUUUGUUUGUUUUUUUACUUUAUUUGUUC